UCACCAUCUUCUGUGAAGUCAGACUAACAGUCUGUAGACGUCUGAUAAAUGGCGUUAUUCAUACCUGUUUUGGCUUGUCAUCUGUUUUUGGUCAUCCUCCUUUUCGACACCGUCCAAUACAUCGAAGCCCAAGGUCAUUACCAAGAUCCAAAACCAGACAUUACAGUACAAUUUGAUGAGGACUUCACCAUCUUCUGUUUGAUUCCUGGAUCCGUCAGUCCUGACACCACCUGUAACCUGUAUGUUGGAGAGGAGAGUCAGCCAUCCUUCACAGCAAAGAUCUGGAAAGAAAAAAGCAAAGGUUCCAAACAGUGGUUCUGUAGAUUCACUGUAACUGAGAGUGACCUGGUCAGUCGUCUUCAGUCAGUGAGGAGUAAGGAGGUGAGCUGUGAUUACAGAGUGAACUCAGGACCAAACUCUCUCUCUCCACGCAGUGAUGGGUACAGCUUUACACAUCUGGUGGGAGUUCACAUCAGUGAUCCAACAACUACACAGACACCUUCUGUAGCAGAAACCUUACUUGUCAUUCUGAAUCCUCAUUCUACUGAAUCAACUGCACCACUCAUCAUAACCUCUGAGAUCUCUACAGGAAACACCACUGACCCCACACUGACUCCAAUGGGGAAAGUGCCACUUGAUUUCCUGUGGCGUCACAUCCUCACUGUGUUGGUUCUACUGGCUACCUGUGGAGUAAUUAUACACUAUGUCAUCUCCCAUCAAUGCCCUGAAGGUCAGUUUACAUGUCAAUCACUUCCUAUAAGCCAGUAGGAAAUAGUAAUGUGUAGAUUGUAAUGUAUGAUGAUUUGGGCUGUAGCAAGGCUAAGUAAAAUAGUAAAUCAAUGUGAUUU
This is a messenger RNA of Salvelinus sp. IW2-2015, 848 nucleotides long. RefSeq lists its product as uncharacterized. The record is from RefSeq and is a predicted model, not a curated record. Lineage: Eukaryota; Metazoa; Chordata; Actinopteri; Salmoniformes; Salmonidae.